Messenger RNA from Mangifera indica (mango), 1872 nucleotides. Its product is annotated as glucose-6-phosphate/phosphate translocator 2, chloroplastic-like. Gene Ontology annotation, cellular component: Golgi apparatus; membrane. Gene Ontology annotation, biological process: transmembrane transport. The transcript has 5 exons. The coding region runs from base 333 to 1505 and encodes 390 amino acids. The record is from RefSeq and is a predicted model, not a curated record. Lineage: Eukaryota; Viridiplantae; Streptophyta; Magnoliopsida; Sapindales; Anacardiaceae. Gene Ontology annotation, molecular function: antiporter activity; phosphoglycerate transmembrane transporter activity; triose-phosphate transmembrane transporter activity.
AUUCCGUAACAUUAAUUUUAGAGAUUUUUGGACUGAAAUUUCAGAGAAAAAGACAAACUUUAUAAAUCUUUUCUUAGUAGAUUUCAAAGCCAAUCUUGUCUUGUAUUCUCCAUAUUAAACCGCCCAAAAGAAUUAUAUUUUUCAUUAAGAACAAUUACAACUGUUCCUCGGUCGGUCCUUUCAACCUUUUUCGCUGUGUGUUUGCGUUUCAGUGAUUCUGUUGUGCUGCAAAUUUUAUAUAUAUUAUAUAUUGAAAGACUGUUUUUUAAGUAAUUUUCUUGACAGAUAUUAGUUUUUUUUCUCGAUUAUUGCGCAUAAGGUUUGAUCUCAAGAUGAUUUGUUCGAUCAAAACUUCUGUGUCUGUUCCGAUGAUGAGUGGAUCUGAUUCAGUGUCUUGUAAGAGAUUACUUUCACAAACACAACAGCGAUCUUCUCUUUCGCCGUCUUUGCCACAAAUCAUCCCAAAGUUUACACUUUCUGUCACAAAACCUCUUCACGUUUCAUCUGUUUCAAGCUUUGAGAAACCCCAGAAGUUGUCGGUUACAUGCAAGGCUUAUGAAGCGGAAAAAUCGCAGCCCAUUGAAGGAGCUGAAGUGGCUAAAUCGGAGACAGCGAAGAAGGUGAAAAUCGGAAUCUAUUUUGCGACCUGGUGGACGUUGAAUGUGAUCUUUAAUAUUUAUAACAAGAAGGUGUUGAAUGCGUACCCAUAUCCGUGGUUGACUUCAACUUUGUCUCUGGCUUGUGGAUCGUUGAUGAUGUUGAUUUCGUGGGCAACAAGAAUUGCGGAGACUCCAAAGACGGAUUUGGAGUUUUGGAAGACUUUGUUUCCUGUUGCUGUGGCACAUACAAUUGGGCAUGUAGCAGCAACUGUCAGUAUGUCUAAGGUGGCAGUUUCUUUCACCCACAUCAUCAAGAGUGGAGAACCAGCAUUCAGUGUUUUGGUUUCAAGGUUUCUUUUGGGUGAGAGCUUCCCAUUGCCGGUGUACUUGUCCCUUUUUCCAAUCAUAGGUGGCUGUGCUCUUGCUGCUGUGACUGAGCUGAACUUCAAUAUGACUGGUUUUAUGGGGGCCAUGAUAUCAAACUUGGCAUUUGUCUUUCGGAACAUAUUUUCAAAGAAGGGCAUGAAGGGAAAGUCAGUUAGUGGAAUGAACUACUAUGCUUGUCUCUCUAUGUUAUCUCUCCUAAUUCUCACACCUUUUGCAAUAGCUGUGGAGGGACCACAGAUGUGGGCAGCAGGAUUUCAAACAGCCAUGUCUCAAAUUGGACCGCAAAUCAUAUGGUGGAUGGCAGCUCAAAGUGUGUUCUAUCAUCUAUACAACCAAGUGUCUUACAUGUCUUUGGAUGAGAUCUCUCCUUUGACAUUUAGCAUCGGAAACACCAUGAAACGUAUAUCUGUCAUAGUCUCCUCAAUUAUUAUCUUCCACACACCAGUCCAGCCCAUCAAUGCUUUGGGAGCUGCAGUCGCAAUCCUUGGAACAUUCUUGUACUCCCAGGCAAAACAGUAAGGGAAGUGGGGCUGGAGACUGGAGAAUUUAUAUUUCAUCAAGCUAACAGCGAUGAUGAGGGAGUUUAGCGUAGAGUAGAUCGGUUGCUGUCUUUUGGAUCAAUGUUCACUGGAGUUUGGUCAGAUAGACCAGCAAAGUAGUGUCUUAGUGUAGAUAAUAAUGAAUAAAAUAAAUAAAUGAUGAUUACAAACAGCAUUAUACAGGGUAAUCAGGGAGGCUUAUUUCUUAUGAGGUUGAGGGGAGAAAUAUCCCAAUAAACAAGGCUAAUGUCUAGAACCUUGAAUGUUUGAAGAGACUAAAGUUUUCUUUAGAAUUUGUUCAAUGUUGACAAGUGUGCUUUCAUUUAAGAAUUUGUUCUUUAGUUUUA